Messenger RNA from Colletotrichum godetiae, 729 nucleotides. RefSeq lists its product as uncharacterized. The coding region runs from base 31 to 726 and encodes 231 amino acids. The record is from RefSeq and is a predicted model, not a curated record. The transcript has a single exon. Lineage: Eukaryota; Fungi; Ascomycota; Sordariomycetes; Glomerellales; Glomerellaceae.
AAUAGCUAGUAUUAAAAAGAAAAUAAAUAAAUGGACAUAAUGCAGCAGAUGAUCAGUGGUUGCAGUUCCCCGGAAGAGGAUCUCGGCAGCAGGGGUGCCUCUAGGCAGUCCAGCUCCAGGCUUGUCCAGUGGGUUGCUGCUGUGAGACGCCUAAAUUUUGCUUGUUUUUCGCUUCCCGUCCGCCUCGCUUGCGAAGAUAAGGUAAGAAAGCGAUGGACCUCGUAUUUUCGUCCCUUCUCUGCCGAUUCUUCUUUUAUCCUCGCUAUCCCAGGGCCGUCAGAUGAGAUCUGUAAUGUAUGCACCCGUGUUUUUACCUUGUUUUCUUCUCUCUCCCGGGUGCAGUAUUUCCAAAUCCAGACAUGUUUCGCUCCUUCGAGUCUCCGUUUGCACGUGGAUUGUCCUCUUUCAGCACAUACUCAACAGGCGCUUAGAGACAAUGGAUCGAGACAUUGCAUCGGCCCAGCCACAUGGGUUCUCUCUCCUCGAGUCUCGCACACAUUGACUCCUUUGAGUGUCCACAGCUAUCUUUUUCUGUACAAGUAUGCUCUUGGUCACAAGUGCCUUGGCGAGAUCCAUCCGAAAAAGUCGGCCCAACACAGGGUCCUCCCCGGCAUUCCUCAGCCCAGCCCACUCGCUUCAUGCUGCGAGACUCCCACCCCUCCAUUAGCCUUCCUCUUCUCUCUUUUGCCCUACUAUUGGCCGUUGCUAUGCCCGUGUUGGCUGUGAGGG